Striga hermonthica is the source of this 1659-nucleotide messenger RNA. Lineage: Eukaryota; Viridiplantae; Streptophyta; Magnoliopsida; Lamiales; Orobanchaceae. The record is from the annotation of a GenBank genome assembly.
AUGGAGAAUCAUUCCACAUCAAAAUCACUUCCCCUCCUCACUCUCCAACUCAUCAUACUCCUUUCCUUCCCCGUAGUAAAACCCGGGUCGUCGUGCCACCCGACCGACAAACGAGCCCUCCUCGAGUUCAAGAAAACGAUAACCAACGACCCGUCACACCUCCUCCAUACGUGGGCCCCACACACUGACUGCUGCACCCAAUGGGAAGGAGUUUCGUGCGACCCCAUAACGGGCCGGGCCAUUAACCUCACCCGCCCGGGCCUCUUCUCGGACGACGACUCGCCCGUCGACACUUCCAUGUCCGGAAAACUCUCCCCCUUCCUCGGCAACCUCACUUUCCUCCGACUCCUCGACCUCAGCAACCUCAAAUACCUAAGUGGGCCCAUCCCAACCGAACUCGGCCGCCUGGCCCACCUGACCCAAAUGUUCCUCAACACCAACAGCCUCACGGGCCCGAUUCCCGCCACUUUCCGAAACCUGGCCCGUUUGAAUAAAUUGUUUCUUGAUGAUAACCGCCUCUCGGGGCCCAUCCCAUCCGACCUUUUCAUCGGCAUGACCUCGCUUACGGAUUUGGGCCUCUCGUCGAAUGCAUUGUCCGGCACGAUACCUCCGUCGGUCGGGAAAUUGGCCUCGCUCGCCAGCCUCGACCUCCAUGGGAACAACUUCUCGGGAGACGUGGCCGAAGCAAUCCGCGGGCUCAGGAAUCUGACGUACGCGGAUUUUUCCGGCAACCAGUUGACCGGAAAAAUCCCGGAGUCCAUCGGCGGACUUUAUUUGCUCGAGGUUUUGUACCUCAACGACAACGGAUUCACUGAAAAAAUGUCGGAGUGCAUCGGCCGGCUCAUAUCACUCCAGUUUCUCCGUUUUUCAGAAAAUAAUCUGACAGGGCAGAUACCGCCGUCGAUCGAGAACCUGACAGGGCUCAAAAGCUUGGUUUUCGAAAACAAUCAGCUAAGUGGAAAUCUGCCUGAAACACUAGGCCAUCUCAUUACACUAGAAAGCAUUUACUUCUCUAACAAUCACUUCACAGGAAAAAUUCCUCCGAGUAUGGAGAAUCUGAAGAAUUUACAGAGCCUGGAUUUAUCAAGAAACCAACUUUCAGGCCCAAUCCCAGUUGAGUUCUUGAAAUUAAAGUCGCUACAAGAUCUUGACCUGUCUUUCAAUCCUUUAAGGCCCGAAAAAUUGCCCGAUUGGCUUAAAAGCUUAAGCCUUUUUCGACUGCUGCUCGCGAGCACAGGGCUCGAGGGGGAACUGCCCAACUGGCUGUCUUCGUCUUCUUCCCUUUCGACUCUUGAUUUGUCGAGUAAUUCCCUAAAAGGGAAACUACCUUCAUGGAUUGGUAACACGACAAACCUCUCCCUUCUAAAUUUGUCCAACAAUCAUUUCAACUCCUCUAUUCCAGUCGAAUUCAAGAACCUCGUCCUCCUAACCGACCUCGAUCUCCACUCGAACAACCUCUCCGGCAAUUUAAACACGUUUUUCGUGAAAGCCUCCGAUUUCCCGCGCGGGCAUUACUCUUCGAUCGACCUUUCUCACAACAUGUUUCGUGGGCCCAUCGACGAAGACGUCGGGGAAAAGCCCGUCAUGGAAGAAAUCGAGACUUUGAUUUGUCCCACAACCCUUUGGGCGGGAAAAUACCGAAAUCGCUCGGGAAGUUGA